UGUCAGCUGACUUUCAUUUCGAUGACCAUGAAAAUGAUUGAAUGGCAGACAACAACAAGGAAUUAGAAUCCAAGGAAGAUAAUUCCAAGGUGUCAGAUCGCAGAAACGGGCAUCAAUCACGUACUGGUCUACAAACCAUUAAUUUACAUCGGCCAACUGGAAGAAUAAACGAGCUAACUCAUAUGGCGAGCACCAACACUCUCCCAAAUGACAUUGACAAUACUGCUGGGCAGACAACAGAAGGCCCUACACCAAAGAAAUCUUUGAAGAGAGUGGCAUCAUUUUAUACUCCAUAUAUGGAGGAUCGCUUGAGAAGGAAACUGAAAUUUCAUUUCAUGGGACCACAUGAAAAAUUUAAAGCUAAAAGAAAGUGUCCCUGGAAACUUGUUCUACAGAUUUUUAAAGUUUUUCUUGUAACAGCUCAGCUGAUAAUGUUUGGGUAUGAGAGAGCCUUAUUUGUUGAGUAUGUGGAGUUGAACAAUAUUGCCAUGAAACACAUGUACCUGCUUAAAUGGGAUCCCAGCUUUGAGACGAUGCCUUACCCCCCAGCCACAGGAAAAUAUGCCAUCUACAAAGCAAACGACCUUAUAGAUCAUAUCAAUUUUGCUAUGAAACAGUUCAACCGUACUGAGGAAUUGACCCUUGGAUCACUUAGAUUUGCCAACAGAACAAAAUACCUCAGCAUGUGUGUGGAGGAGUACAGGGAGGGAAAGGUGUAUGACAAUGACACCUAUGUAUUUGAUCCCAAGGUCACCACAGUUUGUUUUGAUCUUCAGCCAGUACCUGUAUAUAAUGAAGCAACAAACAGUACAGAACUUCAAUAUGAUCUUCUUGCCAUUCUGAAAAAACAGAACAGAACCUUGUAUUUUGAUAGAAUUCUUUUAAUCACUCUUAAGUUCCGCCUGAGGUCCAUUCGACUAGCUCUGGAGAGGAAGAGUCAUGAACCGGAAUGUUUCAAAAUCAAUGGCAGGAUUGUGUUUGAUGACAGUAAUAAGGAUGGACAGAUGGUUGUUGAUCUUUUCUCUUCACUGGAUGAAUUUAAGUGCAGUGGAAAAUUUAAAAAUAUGUCUGAUGACCAGGCUGAUAAGCUGGGACAGAUGUUGUUUGAUAUUUUCGUCAUCCUUGUCAGUGUUUUCUCCUCGUUCCUCUGUAUAAGGUCUCUGUACAGAACUCACAAACUCAGAGUGGAAACAGUGCAGUUCUUUAAGACCCGCUACAGGAAGGAUCUGAGUUUCUACGACAAGUUUGAGUUUGUUAACCUUUGGUAUGUUUUGAUUGUGAUUAACGACAUUCUGACAGUGGUUGGAUCUUCCUUCAAAAUUCAGCUAGAGAGGAGGCAUGCCCAGAGUUCAUCAGAAAACUAUGACCUUUGUGCACUAAUGCUUGGAACUGGAAGUUUGCUGGUGUGGAUGGGAGUAAUUAGAUACAUAGGCUUCUUCAAAACUUUUAAUAUUCUAACUGUGGUGUUAAAGAAAGCUUUCCCGGACAUGAUGAGGUUUCUGGUAACUACAAUGAUGCUGUAUCUUGGAUUUAUGUUUUGUGGCUGGGCCGUGCUGGGACCUUAUCACAUCAAAUUCCGGCACUUAAGUACAACCUCUGAGUGUCUGUUUUCAUUGGUGAAUGGUGAUGAUAUGUUUGUGACAUUUUCUGCGACUGUGACAGAGGACACCUUAGUGUGGUACUACAGUAGGAUAUACCUGUAUUUAUUUGUGUCACUGUUUAUUUAUGCUGUCCUGAAUCUCUUUAUUGCUGUUAUCCUCGACACAUAUGAAACCAUCAAGGAGUACUAUGAGCAGGGCUUCCCUAAGAGUGAGUUGUUUGAGUUUAUUGAUGAGUGUGAGGAUUCACCAGACUCCGAGCUGUACAGAGGGGAGGAUCAAACAUGCUCCUGUGGUGUUUUGUCUCUGCUUUGCUGUUUCUGUUGUAAAAAAAGUAAAUCAGGCAGCCCCACAGAGUACACGAGUCUUCUCCACUGACCAGAGUCUGAUGAUCAGCAUAUCAUUACUUAGGAGGCUUGUCAAUUCUCAGUAACCACAACCUAAUUACAGAGUACUGUACUAGCCUUAACCUUCAUAGACCACCGAACAUCUUUGGUCUGGCCAAUAACAUAGCCUUAACCUUCAUAGACUGCCGGACAACUUAGCUCAGGUCAAUAACAUUCCUUAACUUGGAUAUGUAAAGCUUUAAUUAUAUUCCAUUGUGAAUGCUAAAUGACUUUUAAACUUCAGAUAUGUUGCCAUUGUCAUAUUUUUUAUGUAGGUUGUAGUGUAUGGUAAAAAAUGGUGCUUUUUUGUCUUUCUUUAAAUGUGCCUAAGGAUUAUGAUCUAUUGACUUGCUUUAUUAAAUUGUUGUUACAGUAGUAGAUUAUGAGAUUGAAUGUACAAGUAUUAUAUUUAGAUUUUGUGUGGAUGUAUAAUAUUAAUACAGUUUGAAAUCAUGGUAAUGUGUGAUUAAUGCAGGGUACAGACCAUAAUAUCAGCCAGCCUCUUUUACCAAAUAGCUAUUGUAGUAUUAAGAUAUAAAUCAUUUACAUUUAUAAUUGUCUUUACAUGAAUUCAACUGUGUUAAAAAAGUCUCAUGCAUAUAGCAAGAGUUCUUUACAUAAUUCCCAUAAAAAAUCAAAAUAAUAGAAAAGUUGUUUACAUCUUGGAAAAAUUUAAAUUAGGCCUACCAUAUGAAAAAUCAUUCAAGUACAUGUAUAUAAAACAUAUUUCUGUUAGGUACUGCUGAUAAACUUGUUCUAAAGGAGUCUUUGUUUUUAGUAGGGAUGUCAAAAUAUUUAUUUUCCUUAGUCGAUUAUUCAGUUGCAUUAUUCGAACGAUAGUCGAAUAUUCGGAACAUUUUCUGAAAAUAAAAUUUUAUUUUAAACUUCACGGGUACAUGACGUAUUUGUAACUUAAAAACCCUUUUACAUAAAUCUAUUGAAAAGGUAACCUCAAAAUUAAUGCAACGUAACGUGUGGAUAGCAUGAUUAUAUGAAAUAAACUUAGACACCUAAUUCUCCAAACUGUAUAAUUUCCCCAUCAAUCGAAUUCAUAGAUCGGUCUAAACAGUCAAUUUAUGUUUUAGUAAGCAUUAUUUAAAAAUUGCCAGCCGAUAUUUUUAAAAACAAUUUUUUUUAGCUUAUUAUGAAAUAAAUAAAAAUCAGGUGCUCGUGAUAUUUUUAAACAAUUAGAUACUAGCUUAUUCAGUUGAUUGCCCCGGCUAUCAAAA
Saccostrea echinata is the source of this 3213-nucleotide messenger RNA. RefSeq names its product mucolipin-3-like. Gene Ontology annotation, cellular component: plasma membrane; lysosomal membrane. The transcript has 14 exons. Lineage: Eukaryota; Metazoa; Mollusca; Bivalvia; Ostreida; Ostreidae. The coding region runs from base 42 to 1976 and encodes 644 amino acids. The record is from RefSeq and is a predicted model, not a curated record. Gene Ontology annotation, molecular function: NAADP-sensitive calcium-release channel activity.